Molecule: messenger RNA, 6249 nt
Organism: Daphnia pulex (common water flea)
Lineage: Eukaryota; Metazoa; Arthropoda; Branchiopoda; Diplostraca; Daphniidae
Exons: 2
Coding region: 1-6249 (2082 amino acids)
Biological process (GO): DNA integration
Molecular function (GO): nucleic acid binding
Source: RefSeq, a predicted model, not a curated record
AUGUCAACCGCCAGUUCAUCGCCCAAUAACGACACUCAGAGUCCGCGCCCACCAAGUCGAGCGCAAGAAAUGCAGACGGAGUACACCGCCCGAUAUCCACCAUUGCAAGACCUAAGGCAGCCGGAUCAGACCGAUCGUAAUCCACCAUUGUUCGACCUAAGGCCGCCGGAUCACACCGAUGAAUACCCACUAUUUGAAGACACAAGGGCGCUGAAGCAAGCAAGAUCAACCGAAAAAUCUCGUGCGACCAGACAAGGAAACAAAAUCAUCAAUCACGUGCGUAAUAAAAAAAGUCGCACCGAACUCAAAUUCAUGAAGACAGAAUUUUCCACGACUAUCGCCGACUGUCUUUCAAUUCAUCAGCAAUAUUGUGAUUCGAAAGAAGAAGAAGAUGAACGAGACGACGAAUGGGCGAAAGAACUUGGCGAAGAUGCAGAAACGAUAUUUGAAAUCAUCGACCGUUAUUUAGAAAGAACAUCCCGUCCGCCAUCCGCAGUAUCCAUCGGCCAUGCGUCUCAACGGUCACUCGGCUUCCAGUCAAACGCCACCGUCUAUCCAGCGCAACCGGAUCCGCCCAAUCGACCAGCAGAUCACCAUUCCGUAUCACCAUCCAGCUCAGUCUCAAACCAAGACGCUAAAGCUUUACAAGAGGAAAGGCGUCAGCGCGAAGAAGAAAGGCGUCAACGCGAAGAAGAAAAGCGUCAGCGUGAACAACUAGAAAAGCAGAUCCAACAAAUGAAGAUAGACGAAAAAGAGAAGAUCAAGAAAGCCGUUGAAGAAGAAAGAGAGCGACAAUCCAGCAAGUACACCACAGCUAAUCGAGACGCAGUAAAUGAAGCGGAAAAACGUGCCAACGAGAUAGCUGAAGAAAACAAAAAAAUCAGAACCGCGCUGGAGGUCCAAAAACAAAAGCAAAAGGAGCUGUUUGAAGCCGCCCAAGAAAAGGAUCGGUUGCUGAGGCUAGAAAAAAAAGAAAGGCGUGAGAGUGAAGAAAAACUGAAUCAGAAGAUACAAGAACAGCAAAGCAAAAUUCCCAUCAGUUCUCUCUUAAAACAACCGUACACCUCCUUCCAGCCCACGCAAUUCGAACCAACCAGAGGAGCCAACCCAUUUGACAAUUUGUUCCAGACCGCGUCAAAUCCAAAUCGUCAAACCGAAGAGGAACCAAUCAACUUCAAGCAAUGGACGGCCCACAACGACAAUUUAUUGUCGUCAACGAAAGAUUCCACCGAGUCAAACCACAACACAAGAUCAGUUUUUCGUCUUCCCAAAUUGGACUUAAAACCCUACGAUGGCGAUCCCAAGAAGUGGCCCGACUUUAUUGCAAUCUUCAGAGAUUUGGUCCACUCCAACAACAGCUUAUCAUCAACAGAAAAAAUGGCGUUGCUCAAGCGAUCCUUGUCAGAAGACAUCCGAAAUGGACUAGGCGACUCUCUCAGCAGCUCGGCUUUGUACAGUGAAGCUUUGACCGAGCUCGAAAACACUUAUGGUCAUCCUCAGAUCGUCUCAAGAGCCUACAUCCAGUCUCUGAUCGAACUGCCAAAAGUGAACAACAAUGAUUACAAAACUUUGCUCAAAUUCUCGCAAACUCUCAAUGGAGCCGUUUCAUCUUUGAAGAAUGGAGGUUACGAACACGAGCUGAAAGCAUCCGGCAUCCUCGAGCUAAUUUUGGCCAAGCUUCCAGUGGAGUUACAAAGCAGGUGGGGGAAAAAGAUAGUCAAGAGUCACCCAGUCUGCCUAACCCUUCAAGAUUUCUCGAGCUGGAUCCACCUAAUCGUCAAAGGAGAAAUGAUGGCCAAGCAUUGUUUGAUUUCUCCAGCAUCAUCGCCCCCGUCCAGCAAAAGCAACCAAAAGCCGGGCCGGCAGCAAACGGACCGAAAGCCGAAGCAUCCGCCUUCAAUCAACAUCAUCGGUCACAAACCAGCCGCUCCGCCCUCAACAGCAGCCAAACAAAACGAUGGAAGCAAAACCUUGACGUGCCUCCUGUGCAGAGGAGACCACCGCCUUUCAUCGUGCCCAAAAUUCGCAGCCUUAUCUUUAGAAGAAAGGAUGAAGAUCAUCAAGGAGUUUAACUGCUGUCUACGGUGCUUAACUAAAGGACAUUGGACGAAAGAAUGCUUUAACAAAACGAAAUGCAACUUCGAAGAAUGCACCGCCCAUCACCACCCACUUCUUCACGGCGCUCCAAGCCUCAACGUGUCUUUUAAAGAGAAAGGCGUUGGAACGCACACCGUCGAAGGAGAUUCAAUCACCACCCUGCUGCUAACAAUUCCAGUCAUCAUUGAAGCUAACGGAAUCCAGGUCAACACAGUAGGCAUCUUGGAUCAAGGAAGCCAAGCAUCAUUGAUCCUCGAGAAAAUAUCAAAAAAGCUGAAACUCGACGGUCCUACGCAGUCAUCACCUUUAGCAACUUUUCACGGAAACGAUCCGAAGAAUAUAGUGAAAUGUGUAUCUUUCAAUAUUCUCACCACCGAUUCCAGCCGCUCUUUCGAAGUCAAGUCUGCGUACACAGUCCCGCGUCUACAAAUCCAAACAACCAGCCUUAAUUGGCCGGCAGUCAAACAUCAAUGGAAUCAUCUCUGCGAUAUCGAGCCAAUCAACGCGGACACCAAAGAAAUAGGCGUUCUUUUAGGACGUGAUGUCCUCCGUGUCCACGAUGUGCUAGAUUCCCGCUAUCCAGCCGACGGAGUUGAAGCCCCGGAUGGAAUCAAAACUCAUUUUGGUUGGUGUGUGACCGGACCAGUGGCAACCGCCACUUUGCAUCCACCUCUGCACAUCAACGCGCUUUCCAUCACCCAGCAACUCUCCGAUCAAGCUCUACACGACGUCGUCAAUCAAUUCUGGCUCACAGAAAGUUUCGGUGUUCGCCCGUCAACAUCUUUGCCUUCAUCACUGGACGACAAAGCAGCAUUGAAAAUACUGGAGCAGACGACGCGUCACACUGGAGAAAGGUACGAAGUCGGACUAAUGCUUCGUGAUCCCAAAAUCAACAUUCCGAAUAAUCGUGAAGUCGCCGUUCGUCAUUUCAACUCGCUGGAGAAGCGCUUCGCCCGUGAUCCAGCAUUCGCCGAAAGAUACUCCCGCGUGAUGAACGAAUACAUUUCCCUCGGACACGCAGUACUAUUGGACGUCAACAACUCUAUCCGCAAAGGCUUCACCUGGUACCUUCCGCAUCAUGGCGUCACAAAUCCAAACAAACCGGAAAAAGUUCGUGUGGUAUUCAAUCCAUCCGCUCGUUACAAAGGAACGUCGCUGAAUGAACAAUUGUUCAAAGGUCCCGAUCUGCUAACCUGUCUAAUUGGCGUCCUUCUUCGCUUCCGGCAGUUUCCCGUUCCAAUCUCCGGCGACAUAGAGAAAAUGUACCACCAGGUGCUCGUUCCCAAACAGCAACAAUCUCUUUUCCGCUUUCUUUGGAAAAACCCUGGCGACGUAGGAGAACCGAAAGAAUACCAAAUGACAGUUCACGUCUUUGGUGCCGUAUCGUCUCCAACCAGCUGCAUCUACGCGCUGAGAAAAACAGCAGAAGAUUUUGGCAGCCGCUUCCCCGACGUCGCCGAUUCAGUAUCCAAAAAUAUCUACGUCGACAAUUAUCUAGAUUCCACGGAGACAGAAGAAGAGGCUAUCGCAAAAUUACGUGACGUUUCAGCAUUGUUAAAGCUCGGCGGCUUCAACAUGGUCCAAUGGCUUUCAUCUUCCCGAUCCGUCUUAGCCACCGUUGAUCAUUCCGAUCUUUCACGGUCACUCGAUCUCGACGCCGACAAACUUCCAAUCGAACGGACUCUUGGCCUGCUCUGGAAUUGUCAACAAGACGCGUUCAACUUUAAAUCGUCGAUCAAAAUCCAAGCCAAAACCAAACGUGAAGUUCUCCAAGAAGUAGCUUCCGUCUUUGACCCACUCGGAUUUCUCUCUCCAGUCGUAAUGACAGCCAAAAUCCUGCUUCAAGAAAUUUGGCGAUCCGGCGCGGAUUGGGACGAUCCACUGCCUCCUACCCUGCUUGAAAUUUGGACGGCAUGGGCAAAGGAACUUUCAGCAAUCGCCUCCAUCAAGAUUCCGCGUUGCUUCCGGCUACAAGAAAAGCCCAUCUCCUACGAGCUUCAUGUUUGUUCCGACGCAUCCGAGGUUGGUUUCGGCGCCUGUGUCUACCUGCGAGCCGAAUAUCCAAACGGCCAUUUCCGUCUCAACCUUCUUCUCGCAAAAGCAAGAGUUGCGCCGUUACGCCAGCUUUCUAUUCCGCGUUUGGAGCUACAAGGCGCAGUGCUCGGCGUCCGAUUAUGUGAUUCCGCCAUCAAGGAGCUUGGACCCAUCGCAGCACAAGUUAUCUACUGGUGUGAUUCUCAAACCGUGCUUCAAUGGAUUCACUCAAAAUCAUGCAAGUAUCACGCGUUCGUCGCACACCGGAUUACCGAAAUUAUCGAAAGCAGUGCCGCUUCUCAGUGGCGCCACAUCCCAGGCGAAUUGAAUCCGGCCGAUGAUUGUUCCCGCGGCAUUCCAGCGACUCACCUCACAACUCAACACAGAUGGUUCCGUGGCCCAGAUUUUCUCGCCUUGCCUCAAUCUUCUUGGCCCUCAACAGGCGUGAUAGCCGAACCAUCAUCAGACGAUCCCGAAGUGUCGCCGGCAAAAUGGGUCGGCUUCGUUCAAGUGACCAACGACCAUCCCGUCUUCAACUUAAUUCAACAAUCUUCAAAUUUACACAAGUUGAAACGCAUCGUCGCUUGGCUACUCCGGUUCGUCAACAAUCGUCACAUCAAUCCGAAAAAUCGACAGUUGGCUCCUUACGUCAAAGCUCCUGAACUUCGCGAAGCACUCCGCUUCAUUAUUCGUGUCGACCAACGGCAUUUCUUCGACGACGAGUUCCGGUGUUUGGCGAAAGGACGACCAGUGCCAACAGCUUCAUCCCUGGCCAAUCUUACCCCAUUCUUAGAUCCGUUCGGUAUCAUCAGAGUCGGUGGUCGGCUGCAACACGCGUCUCUGCCGGAAGAUACGAAACACCCAAUUGUGCUAUCUUCCGACAGUCAACUGUCCACUAUGGUCAUCACCGACACACACAAACUUCUCAUCCAUGCGUCAACAGAGCCUACGCUUCACGCACUUCGGGCAAAAUACCAUGUCCUUCAUCCUCGAGCUUCAAUCAAUCGUGUCAUACGAAAGUGCUUUACGUGCAAGCUUCGUAAUAGUCAACCAGCGCCACCACUCAUGGGCCCACUGCCUGCUAGUCGCCUGCAAACUCAUCUUCCCGCUUUUACCAACGUCGGAAUCGACUUUUUCGGCCCAUUUUCCGUCGUCAUCUUGAGAAGAUCUGUCAAGCGCUAUGGUGUGAUGUUUACAUGCCUAGACACCCGAGCUGUACAUCUUGAAGUCGCCGAUUCCCUCGAUAUGGACUCUUUCAUCAACGCUUUUUCCCGUUUUGCUGAUCGUCGUGGCGUCCCUCAACUUUGCUACAGCGACAACGGAACAAAUCUCGUGGCCGGUGAGCAAGAAAUCAACCGUGCCCUUUCCCGCUGGAACGAAGCCGAGUUGGUGCAGAAGAUUGAAAAACUAAAAAACCAACCAAUUGAAUGGAGAUUCAGUCCACCCGUAGCUCCUCACUUUGGCGGCUCAUGGGAGCGAUUGAUUAAAUCCGCAAAAACCGCCCUGCGAGGUAUUCUAAACAAUCGGUCUGUCACCGAAGACGUCCUCGUCACGGCUAUCGUCGGAGCCGAAGCGCUCCUAAAUUCUCGCCCGUUGACUCACGUCAGCGUCAACCCGAACGACUUAGAAGCCAUCACACCAAACCAUUUUCUGCUGCUGCGGGCCCAUUCAGGAUGUAACCUUGAUUAUCCUCCAGGCGCCAAAGUUUCCAGUCGAAGACGUUACGAACAAGCCCAGGAGCUGAUAACGCAUUUCUGGAACCGGUGGCUCCGAGAAUAUGUCCCCAACGGCAUCGAAAGAAGAAAGUGGCUUCGUUCGCGACGGAAUCUGGCCGUCAACGAUUUAGUUCUCGUCGUCACGCCCAAUUCCCCUCGCGGAUCAUGGCCGAUCGGUCGCGUCGUCAGUGUCCAGCAAGGUCCCGACGGAUUCGUCCGAUCCGCCGACGUCAGAGUCGUUCGAGCCAUUCCAACCACCUCCAAGCGUCGCCGUGCAGCAUCUGACGUCACCUGCACCACUCAUCUGUACACCCGGUCGGUCCACAAGCUUUGCCUCUUAGAAGAAGACGAACAAGAUGUUUCCGAAGACGGAAACAGGGCCGGCAAUGUGCAAGACGUCUAA